This is a messenger RNA of Bubalus bubalis (water buffalo), 3329 nucleotides long. RefSeq names its product Mab-21 domain containing 2 (gene MB21D2). Lineage: Eukaryota; Metazoa; Chordata; Mammalia; Artiodactyla; Bovidae. The transcript has 3 exons. The record is from RefSeq and is a predicted model, not a curated record. The coding region runs from base 283 to 1545 and encodes 420 amino acids.
AUUUCAGGUCAGGAGCUCGGGUGGAGGAAUUGAACAAACUCAUCCAAGAAUUUACGAAGCACGACCAGCGGGAAUAUGACGACCAGAGAGCACUGGAGAUUCACACAGCUAAGGAUUUCAUCUUUUCCAUGUUGGCUCUUUUGUUAUCUUCAUUCCCCUGCUGAAGUUGGAUGAAGACUGGUUGUAUCCCUAUUGAACAGAUGCAGAACAGGGGUUACGCAGAAGCUAAAAGAACCAGGAAGAAACAAGCAGUCCAUAUACUUCCCCUUCAAUACAAAUGGAAUGGUGCAAAAGCUGGACCAAAAACUGCCAGUGGCCAAUGAGUACCUGCUGCUUUCUGGAGGAGUCCGAGAAGGUGUGGUAGACCUGGACUUAGAUGAGCUUAAUGUCUAUGCCCGAGGGACCGACUAUGAUAUGGACUUCACUCUCCUGGUGCCAGCCCUUAAGCUGCAUGACCGUAAUCAGCCUGUGACACUGGAUAUGCGCCACUCAGCCUUAUGUCACUCUUGGCUGAGCCUUCGGCUCUUCGACGAGGGGACGAUCAGUAAAUGGAAAGACUGCUGCACCAUCGUAGAUCACAUCAACGGUGCCACCAACUACUUUUUCUCUCCAACCAAAGUGGCUGACUGGUUCUAUGACUCCAUCAGCAUUGUCCUCUCAGAGAUACAGAAGAAACCCCAGAGAGGGAUGCCAAAGGUGGAAAAAGUGGAAAAGAAUGGGACCAUCAUCUCCAUCAUUCUGGGUGUGGGGAGCAGUCGCAUGUUGUAUGAUAUUGUCCCAGUGGUCUCCUUCAAAGGUUGGCCGGCAGUGGCCCAGAGCUGGCUCAUGGAGAACCACUUUUGGGAUGGGAAGAUCACUGAGGAAGAAGUCAUCAGUGGGUUUUACCUGGUGCCAGCUUGCUCCUACAAGGGAAAGAAAGACAAUGAGUGGCGGCUGUCCUUUGCCAGGAGUGAGGUGCAGUUGAAGAAGUGUAUCUCCAGCAGCCUCAUGCAGGCCUACCAGGCCUGCAAAGCCAUCAUCAUUAAACUCCUGUCCCGGCCCAAGGCUAUCAGCCCCUACCACCUGCGGAGCAUGAUGCUCUGGGCCUGCGACAGACUUCCGGCCAACUACUUGGCCCAAGAAGACUAUGCAGCCCACUUUUUGCUGGGCCUCAUUGAUGACCUGCAGCACUGUCUGGUCAACAAGAUGUGUCCCAAUUACUUCAUCCCUCAGUGCAACAUGCUGGAGCACCUGUCUGAGGAGACGGUCAUGCUCCACGCGCGGAAGCUCUCCUCGGUCCGCUCAGACCCAGCAGAGCACCUGCGCACAGCCAUCGAGCACGUCAAGGCAGCCACCCGGCUGACGCUGGAGCUCCAGAGGCGAGGGAGCGCCACCAGCAUCCCCUCCCCGCAGUCCGAUGGAGGGGACCCCAACCAGCCCGAUGACCGUCUGGCCAAAAAACUGCAGCAGCUAGUGACUGAGAAUCCGGGGAAGUCCAUCUCUGUCUUCAUUAACCCUGAUGAUGUCACAAGGCCCCAUUUCAGAAUUGAUGACAAAUUUUUCUGAGCAUUUUUGCUGCCUUUUUUUUUUUUGCUCUGGUUCUAAAACUCUCAUAAUAUGUAGUGUGGUUUGUGAUGCCGUCUUUCAGGGUUGUUUUUUUUUUUUUACAUAUCCAGCCUGGAUUGGAUCUGUUAAGAACACAUCUUAAGUUUCCUGGUUCUGCAGGAUGGUGCAGACUCUGAAACAGUAUAUUACUAUUUCAUAUUCUGCCUCUGAUUUUGCUGUUUACUUUUUAUAGUUAUUGUUUUGUUUUGGUGUUUGGUGUUUGUUUUUUUUUUUAAGGAGAACUUGAGCCAUAGAUGAAAUGCCCAUGAAUUAUCUCCCUUCUUUCUGUUUCAUACUUUGUGCAAAAUUGCUAGUGGGAGUGGGAAAUCUCUCUUCCUUAUACUUCAGGAUUCUAUGUUUUAUUUUGCUUUUCUUUGUGUUUAUUUUUUUUAAUGAGUGUUCAUCACUACAGAUAUUUGAAAAUCAUCUGAAUCUGGAAACUACCUGGUACGUUAGCUGGAUUUGUCGAUACUUUUUUCGACCAGUGGCCAGGGUAAUUUCUCCCUCUCUGCCAAACAAUGUAGACUUUGAAAGUCAUAAUGCUACAAAUUAUGUUUGGAGCAACUUCAUUGAAUGUAAUUGUCCUCAAAUCAGAACUUUGGAUGGUUUGGAAGGGUGUCUUUGACAACUUUCCAAGUAGAAUUAAGGUUUCCAAAUGGUAGUUUUAGUGUGUGUAAUUAUUUGAAGCCUUAUUUAAAUCCUGUUAAUGAACAUACCAUUACAAUUGUUAUUUGCACUAAUGAAAUCUUUGCCAUUGUCAGAGUUCCAAUGCGUGUGUUUCAGUAUAAAUUGACAUCUACUGUUGAAAUGCUAUCAUUUCUUCAUUUAGCUCAUUUCUCUUAAUCAAUAGAAUGAUUCUUUGUGUUUGUUUAGUUCUCCUUUAUGUGGGUUCCUAUUUUGUCCUCUUUGAAUUUCCUGGUUCCUGUCUUACCGAGGGAAGUUUUUCAAGCUUUAUACCUGCUGAGUGACUUUAUCUGAAGCUGGGGAAAAUGUAUGAUUGAUAAAGUAGUUGUCUUUGUAUGUAUAGUUGAUCCUUGAACAACACAGGUUUAAACUGCGUGGAUUCACUUAUAUGCAGAUUUUUUUUCACUAAAUGUGUUAGUUGAAUGUAUGGGUUUGGAACCAUGAAUAGAAGGUCCACUAUAAAGUAUAUAUAUGGAUAUUCGACCUCACAAGGUCAGUGUUCCUAACUCCCACAUUAUUCAAGGGUCAACCAUAUUUCUUUUGACAUUAUAGGGUUAAGCUUUUUUGUAGAGUCUCUUUGGUUCUUCUGAGAGUUUUGAGAAAAACUGGAAGGAAAAAUGAAUAUUAAUCCCCAAAUAGAAGAUGCCAUGCCAAUUCAAAAGCAGAUUUUGCCAUAGAGCAGGAACCAGGAAAUAACUGGGUGGAAGCCUUGGUGUAGAGGUGUCCUGUCUUUAAGAAUGAAAGUACUUGCCAGGUUUAGGUGCUGCAAGGCACCGGCUCCUUGUUUUGGUAUGGACUCAUUUCAAACUGUAGUGUUUGGGAGGCCAGGGGCCUGCCCAUCUCUCAAAGGAUUACUGUGCUGUCUACUGUUGGAAAGGUCAAGCAACACUUUGAUCUUGAAUGUCCAGUCUCACGGGGUAGAUUUUGGCCAAUUGAAAUCAGGCAUAUGCAGUCUUGGUUUUUGCAUGGGAAUUAUUGUAAUGCUUAUGAAUGAAAAUGAAAUCAUUCAACCAUCUUAAAUCAAACAAAAGUAAUAAUAAAAGAAACAUACUGGCCUUGGA